Pneumocystis murina B123 is the source of this 2874-nucleotide messenger RNA. RefSeq lists its product as hypothetical. Gene Ontology annotation, cellular component: catalytic step 2 spliceosome. The coding region runs from base 34 to 2874 and encodes 946 amino acids. The transcript is spliced from 7 exons. Gene Ontology annotation, biological process: mRNA splicing, via spliceosome. Gene Ontology annotation, molecular function: protein binding; RNA binding. The record is from RefSeq and is a predicted model, not a curated record. NCBI's taxonomy places the organism in Eukaryota, Fungi, Ascomycota, Pneumocystomycetes, Pneumocystales, Pneumocystaceae.
AUCAUUAGAAUAUUCGUAAAUUAAAUAAGGGACAUGAAUGAUGUCGAAAAUGAUGCAAAUUUGGAUACUAACACAUUUAUUCAGUCUCAAAGCAAAAGAAAAUCAUCUCAUGUUUUUUCUCCUAAUUCUUUGAAAAAAAAAAUUUCUGCGCCAUGGAAAUCUUCAUUUAGUAAUGUUCAUGAUGAUGAUACAAAUGGGAAGAGUGAUAAGGGAUAUCAAAUGAAUGAAGGAAUUGCUGUUACUAAAUUCAGUGAGCCUGAAUUAAAGCUGGCGUUUGACCCAAAAGCAGAGUUUGAGCGUUUAAUGAAUACUCGUGCAGGUGGUAUUUAUGUUCCACCUGCUCGAUUAAAAGCAUUACAGUCGCAGUUUACUGAUAAAGAGAGUAAAGAAUAUCAGCGCAUUUAUUGGGAGGCCCUUAAAAAAAGUAUCAAUGGUCUUAUUAAUAAAGUUAAUACUUUAAAUAUUAAAAAUAUUGUUAUUGAAUUAUUUGGUGAAAAUCUUAUUCGUGGUCGUGGUCUUUAUUGUCGAUCUAUUAUGAAAGCUCAAGCAGUAUCUUUACCAUUUACACCAAUAUAUUCAUCCUUAACUGCUGUAAUUAAUACAAAAUUACCUUCAAUUGGUGAAUUACUUCUUACUCGUUUAAUUGUUCAAUUUCGAAAAGCUUACAAAAGAAAUGAUAAGUUUUUUUGCUUGUCUUCUACUACAUUUAUUGCUCAUUUGAUUAAUCAUCAAGUUGCUCAAGAAUUGGUUGCACUUGAAAUACUAGCAUUGCUCUUAGAAAGACCUUCAAACGAUGCGGUCGAAGUUGCUGUGGGUUUUAUGAGAGAAGUUGGUGCAUUUUUGGCAGAUGUUUCUCCUAGAGGAAGUAAUGCUGUUUUUGAAAGAUUUCGAGCUAUUUUACAUGAAGGUGCUAUUGAGAAGAGAGUUCAGUAUAUGAUAGAAGUUCUUUUUCAAGUUAGAAGAGAUAAAUAUAAGGAUAAUCCUAUUAUUCCUGAAGGUCUAGAUUUAGUAGAAGACGGCGAUCAAAUUACUCAUAUGUUAAGUUUAAAUGAUGAAUUAGAUGUUCAAGAAGGUUUAGGUAUAUUUAAAUAUGAUCCACAAUGGCAAGAAAAUGAAGAUCAAUAUAAGAAGAUUAAAGAUGAAAUAUUAGGUGAAGAUAGUGAUGAAUCUCAGGAUAAUGAGAGCUCAUCUGAAAGUGUUGAACAAUCAGGUGAUGAUAAAAUAACUAUAAAAGAUGAAACAAAUCAAGCAUUAAUUAAUCUUCGGAGAACAAUAUAUCUUACUAUUAUGUCCAGUGUUAAUUUUGAAGAAUGUGCUCAUAAACUUAUGAAAAUAAACAUUGUAGAGGGACAAGAGAUUGAAAUGUGUAAUAUGAUCAUCGAAUGUUGUAGUCAAGAAAGGACUUAUUCUCGGUUUUAUGGUUUAAUUGGUGAACGAUUUUGCAAAAUAAAUCGUUUUUGGACUGAAAAUUUUGAACAGACAUUUUUAAAUUAUUAUGAUAUUAUACAUCGUUAUGAAACAAAUAGACUUCGUAAUAUUGCUACCUUUUUUGGCCAUCUUUUAUCAUCUGAUGCUAUAAGUUGGCACGUUAUGCGUUGUAUUCAUUUGAAUGAAGAUGAAACGACUAGUAGUUCUAGAAUUUUUGUUAAAAUUUUAUUUCAAGAGUUGAUGGGAGUUCUUGGUAUACGCGAAUUAGAUGAACGUUUGAAAGAUCCACUUUUACAAGAGACUCUUUCUAAUAUGUUUCCUCGGGAUAAUCCAAAAAAUACUAGAUUUGCAAUAAAUUAUUUUACUUCUAUUGGAUUAGGAUUGAUAACUGUUUCAUUGCGUGAGCAUUUGGAAACUAUCAAGAAUACUGUUACAGUAAAUCGAAGUCUUUCUAAAUCUUCAUCAUCUUCAAUUAUAUCUUCCUAUACUACAUCAUAUUCAUCUGAAUCUUUAUCAUAUCCCAAUGAUACUUCAGAGUCAGAAUCAUUGAAUCGUUCAAGAUCUCGUCAUCGGUCACCUGCUCGUCAUAGAAUGAGAUCCCCUCGAGAUAAUCGUUCAAGGCCACGUUCAUGUUCAUUAAAUCGUUCUAGAUUGCAAUCUUCUGAGUCGGAAUCAUUGAAUCGUUCGAGAUCUCGUCAUCGGUCACCUGCUCGUCAUAGAAUGAGAUCCCCUCGAGAUAAUCAUUCAAGACCACGUUCACGUUCAUUAAAUCGUUCUAAAUUGCAAUCUUCCGAGUCAUUGAAUCGUUCGAGAUCUCGUCAUCGGUCACCUGCUCGUCAUAGAAUGAGAUCCCCUCGAGAUAAUCAUUCAAGACCACGUUCACGUUCAUUAAAUCGUUCUAAAUUGCAAUCUUCCGAGUCAUUGAAUCGUUCGAGAUCUCGUCAUCGGUCACCUGCUCGUCAUAGAAUGAGAUCCCCUCAAGAUAAUCGUUCAAGGCUACAUUUACGUUCAUUAAAUCGUUCGAGAUCUCGUCAUCGGUCACCUGCUCGUCAUAGAAUGAGAUCUCCUCAUGAUAAUCGUUCAAGGCCACGUUCACGUUCAUUAAAUCGUUCUAAAUUGCAAUCUUCCGAGUCAUUGAAUCGUUCGAGAUCUCGUCAUCGAUCACCUGCUCGUCAUAGAAUGAGAUCCCCUCAAGAUAAUCAUUCAAGGCCACGUUCACGUUCAUUAAAUCGUUCUAAAUUGCAAUCUUCCGAGUCAUUGAAUCGUUCGAGAUCUCGUCAUCGAUCACCUGCUCGUCAUAGAAUGAGAUCCCCUCAAGAUAAUCAUUCAAGGCCACGUUCACGUUCAUUAAAUCGUUCUAAAUUGCAAUCUUCCGAGUCAUUGAAUCGUUCGAGAUCUCGUCAUCGAUCACCUGUUCGUCAUAGAAUGAGAUCCCCUCAUGUAUAA